AUGCCUCGCGGUAGAAAGAGAACUGCUCCAGCAAGGGCUGUGACUAGUCAGAGGAAGAAUAAGAGGGUACGGGUUGGGCCUGCGACUCCAGGGGGGACGAAAACACACUCAUCCUCGAGAGAACGCGAAGAAAGUUCGGGCUAUGCUGGUGAUAAUACCGAUCACACUGACGAGGAUACGAAUGGGGGUUUGGACCUAGGCGUAACCGAGGUUGAUGAUGAUGACGAUGAAUUUGGCAAUGACGAUGACGACGACGACGAUGAUGAUGACAGGGAAGCGGAGCUGACCAGAGCGGCCUUGAGAGGCCUCCAGGAGGCAAUGGAGAGGACUGAGAAGAGGGACAAUUAUGCCAAAGAGUUAGAGAAAUGCAUUGAUGAGGAGGAAAGGAGGCUUGAAGGGCUUCUGGAGGCGGUAGUGAGGGAAAGGGAAUCCGAAGCUGAAGAGUUCCGCUCCAGAUUCAGCUUGUUAAUUGGCACCGCUCUGGCUCCGACUGGGACAAAGACAUCAGGAUCAGCGGCUGGCUGUUUGUCGGAUACUCAAAAACUUUGUCUUGAAGAUGUAUCAUCUGACAGACAUCCGUUGUACAACAAAUGUCAAGUCCUACUUCAGUGUACCAAAUCACUGCUUCAGGAAUAUGACAAUCUCGCAGCGUACAUCUCCAAGCUUGAAGUGCCGCCAGACCCCGCAGAAAUGUGGGAAGAAGAUUGCGCAGAGACUCGCCGGGUGAUUGGGAUUGGUGCGGAAGCAUCUCAGGCUGAAAUUAACAAGCUUUUGGCUUGUAAGGAUGAUGCUCAAAAAAGAGGCGAUAAGGGGGAAUCUGCACCAUCCAAGGGGAGAAAAAGGGGAAGAAGGGCUAGGGCGAAAGUUUUUGAGAAAGAUGAGCAUCUUCAGGCCAUGCUGAAGAUUGGGAAGGAAAAGGAUCCAUUCCCAACGAAAGAACCAUAUGGCUGGGGUAAAACGGCAUUCCAGAUGGUGAAAGGGAUGAAGACACUUGCCAAGGCUUUGCCUGUUGAGAGAAAAUGA
This is a messenger RNA of Histoplasma mississippiense, 1023 nucleotides long. RefSeq lists its product with no specific name. Lineage: Eukaryota; Fungi; Ascomycota; Eurotiomycetes; Onygenales; Ajellomycetaceae. The coding region runs from base 1 to 1023 and encodes 340 amino acids. The transcript has 4 exons. The record is from RefSeq and is a predicted model, not a curated record.